AUGUCUCUGCCAGCCAAGCGCAAGGGAGCAGGCGAGGAAGCUGCAGACGACGUUGUUGGUCAGCCAGGAUCAACUGUGAAGCGGCAACGCACCGACGAAGCUGGCACUGCUACUGUGAAGAGAGAGCCGUCAGAUAGAAGUGCAUACAGUGAUUCGGGGGAAAUCAGCCUCGAGAGGGCCGUGGAGCAGGAGGAGCGGCCAAUCAGUCCCAUGACAAGGAUAGUGAAGCUCAGAGAUGGGCAGGGCAUCAUCAAGCAGGAGGAACCACCCACGAGCCACAUCAACGUUACUGCUACCAAGAUGGAAAGCCCGGCGAGGUUGCAAAGCAGAGAGCGAGGAAGCUCCGGCAUCCCGGACACGACCGAGGAGCCAAGCGAGCGACAGCAGCGACGCAGCGCCGCUCCGUCGCCGUUUGCCUCUGCGCACAGCGCACAGCGCCGCCUCAUCGGCCUCCAGGACAUCCCCUCGGUACUCGCGAGCGUCCUCGUCCCCGGCGCCAGCAACCCCGGCCGCUGCCCCUGCGGCCACUACCUCUUCUACGCGGUCUGCAGGCACGUCUGCAGGACCGAGGCCUUCAAGUGCGGCGCUCGGCGGGCGCGCUCCGGCGCCGCCGUCUUUUGCGCGGUCCCCGCGCCGCGGCACAAUGUCGACGACUGCAUUGUCAACCAGCCUUGCCCGCACUGCCUCGAUCCCACCCCCGUGGUGCUGCUCGGACAGUAA
Molecule: messenger RNA, 720 nt
Organism: Akanthomyces muscarius
Lineage: Eukaryota; Fungi; Ascomycota; Sordariomycetes; Hypocreales; Cordycipitaceae
Exons: 1
Coding region: 1-720 (239 amino acids)
Source: RefSeq, a predicted model, not a curated record